This is a messenger RNA of Plenodomus lingam JN3, 441 nucleotides long. It is a transcript of the gene RPS17, whose product is annotated as 40S ribosomal protein eS17. Gene Ontology annotation, molecular function: structural constituent of ribosome. Gene Ontology annotation, biological process: translation. NCBI's taxonomy places the organism in Eukaryota, Fungi, Ascomycota, Dothideomycetes, Pleosporales, Leptosphaeriaceae. Gene Ontology annotation, cellular component: ribosome. The record is from RefSeq and is a predicted model, not a curated record.
AUGGGUCGUGUCCGAACCAAGACCGUCAAGAAGUCCGCCAAGGUCAUCAUUGAGCGUUACUACCCCAAGCUCUCGCUCGACUUUGAGACCAACAAGAGGAUUUGCGAUGAGAUUGCCAUCAUCGCCUCGAAGCGCCUGCGCAACAAGAUUGCCGGUUACACAACCCACUUGAUGAAGCGCAUUCAGCGUGGUCCCGUCCGCGGUAUCUCCUUCAAGCUCCAGGAAGAGGAGCGUGAGCGCAAGGAUCAAUAUGUUCCCGAGAUCUCCGCUCUCGACUUCACCCAGAACAGCGAGUCUGGCUCCCUUGAUGUCGACCAGGAGACCAAGGACCUGCUCAAGAGCCUCGGCUUUGACAACAUCCCCACAAACGUCAUUGCCGUCUCCCAGCAACAAGUCGUCGAGCGCGGCCCCCGUCGCUUCAACGGUCCUCCCCGCUCUUAA